GUCGUGGCAUGCUGAUUCGAGGCCCGCCCGCCAAAAGAACAUCCGGCGGAACGCUCCUCCUGCAGUCAUGCGCUUCGCUUGACUUGAACGGUGGUAAGCAGGUGACGAGCACCAACGGUCGCCCGUACAACACCGGCAACGGUUUCGUCUGCCAACGCUCUGCACGCGCACUCGACAGGCUAUCUGCAGGUACUGUAAUGCACACACCUGUUGUGAUGCACAGGCGGAUGUGUUCGCUGUGACCGGUCGCGCGUACGAACGUUAGGCGGAGAAUUGCAAGC
Ceraceosorus guamensis is the source of this 281-nucleotide messenger RNA. RefSeq lists its product as hypothetical. NCBI's taxonomy places the organism in Eukaryota, Fungi, Basidiomycota, Exobasidiomycetes, Ceraceosorales, Ceraceosoraceae. Bases 9 to 242 code for a protein of 77 amino acids. The record is from RefSeq and is a predicted model, not a curated record. The transcript has a single exon.